AUGGCAGAGAAGAGACCGCGAGGUGACUGCAUGCGAUCAUCGUCCAUCGGUGUAGGAGAUUUCUACGGGAAGAAGAGCAAGGAGGAGGAGCUGUUUCUCUUCCGGCUCUCGCACCAGACAACCAAGUUAAGACGCGCUGAGAUGCGCAAGUUCAAACUUCAGAGAGACGCCUUCGAGUUUCUGGACUCGCAGCAAGAGGGGAAGGGGAUGGAAUUAUGGCGAAUCAUCAAGGAGACCUUCGAGCGCGGCGAAAUCCCUCACAUGUAUGAAGUGAUUCGAGAAGGAUGCCCGGCGUAUCUCUACUUCGACAUCGAGUUCAACAAGCGGUGGAAUCCUGAAGUGAAUGGCGAAUGUUGCAUGGAGACGUUUGAGAACUAUUUGUGCGAGGUGUUUCGGGAUAAUGUACAGAUGGGCGAGUUUGUCCGAGCUCUUGUGCAAAAUAUCGAGAACGACCUCAAACAGGGGAAUGAGGAGCUCUUGAGGCUUUUCGUCUUUGUUGAUGAACAGAUGGAUAAGGAGAACAAGAAGAUCUUUGUCGACCUUGGCGUUUACACCAAGAAUCGUUGUUUCCGUGUGUAUCUCAACUCGAAGUUCGGGAAGAAAACGAUACUAGUUCCUGUCAACGAUAGAAGAUCAAUUGAUGAGCUUCUUCGCGACGAGUCUUUGUUCUACAAGACUCUCGUCUGUCCUCGCUUGAAAGAUCCAGCAAGCUUCACGGUGGGAGAGUACAUCAUUUCUUUCUGGAAUGAACGAGCUGGAGGAGUAAACGGGAAAAUUUGCGCGUUGAAUGUGAUGGACGAGGAGGAGACGAUUGUGAACUUUCGUGUGGUUGGCAACAGAUGGUGCGACAAUAUUGGGAGGAAAUGCUUCGAUCCUGACUGCCGGCAACGAGACGCUCGCUCCAACGACUUUCCUAUCCCAGCAGCCCUCCUGCAUGGAACCUCCAUCAGUGACCAGCCGGAGCUUGAGGAGGAAUGGGACGAGGCUCUGUUUACUUGCAUCGACAAGCUUGUUGCGGAUACAACACAACGCAGAAAUUCGGCAGCUCCUUCCUCUCCUCUUGCUAUCCUCCAAGACGAUGACCUUGAUGCCGGGGCACUGACAGCCAUCGAUCAGGCUGUGAGCGAGUAUCUGAGGAGGAAGGAGACGAACCCUCAUGAGCUAUCACGCGUAUUCCCCUCUCCUUCUCGUUAG
Guillardia theta CCMP2712 is the source of this 1194-nucleotide messenger RNA. RefSeq lists its product as hypothetical. The coding region runs from base 1 to 1194 and encodes 397 amino acids. Gene Ontology annotation, molecular function: DNA-directed DNA polymerase activity; chromatin binding. NCBI's taxonomy places the organism in Eukaryota, Cryptophyceae, Pyrenomonadales, Geminigeraceae. The record is from RefSeq and is a predicted model, not a curated record. The transcript has 11 exons. Gene Ontology annotation, cellular component: mitochondrial matrix; nucleus. Gene Ontology annotation, biological process: replication fork processing; mitochondrial DNA replication; error-prone translesion synthesis.